AUGUCGUCGCCAGUUGUUUCAUCUACGCCAGUGACAGCUUCUUCACCUGUUCAACAGUCACCAAGUUCACCGACAACACCACCACAACAAACAACCACACUCAUCACAUCGCCACCAAUCGUUUCGACCUAUACCACAUCACAACUCACCACAAUCUAUAUAGAGGAGAUCCUUGGAAAGAAUCUCAACGAGAAAGACAUGUUUAUAAAAUUUAAAGUCGAUGGCAAGAAAUUCAAGACAAGAACUCAAAAGAAAACAAUGAAUCCAUUAUGGAAUGAUAAGUUUACAAUAUCAACAACAUCAAGUAUAGAUGAAAUAAUAUUUACAAUUCACAGUCAGAAUAUAUUGGGAAAUAACGUUAGAAUUGGAACUGUUAAACAAUCUUUACAUCCAUCUAAUUCGACUAGUGGCAGUGGUAAUAGUGGUAAUAACAAUGGGGUUGGAAAUUUUAGACAUAGUGUUAAUGUUUCUGCAGAUUCACCAAAUUUGCAGUCUGUAUCAUUGAAUUCAUCGUCUGGUAAUAAUAAUUCAUCAAUGAAUAAUGUUGGUGCAAAUGGUGGUGGUGGUGGUGGACAUACUUCAGCUACAGAGUCAUCGUCAUCUUCAACUGCUACAACGGUGUUGGUCGAUAGUUGGGUAGUUGACCAAUGGUCGCCAGUUGAGAAGCGUGCCACCACAUUCUCGUCGACCAACUUGGUCGGUGGAUCGUCGCACCACUCAAACAACAACGGACAGAACAGUGUGGAGUUGAAGAUCAGAAUGUUGGUAAAGGUGCGUGACAUCACUUUGUUGAACAACGACGACACUUCCUCAACGAAAUCCGAUGAUUCAUCAUCGACUGGAAUGACAUCGAGUAGUAGCAGUCAGAAUAUACAUCAAUUAACACAACAACAACAACAACCAUCAGCAACAACAAAUCAACAACAACAACAAUCGAAUCAACAACAGCAGCAGCAACAACAACAACAGAUACAAAAUCAACAACAAGUUCCAAAUGGUAGACAACAAAGAGGAGAUUCUAGUAUGAGAGACGGCGGUAGUGUGAGUGGAGCGAAAGAGAUGUCUAUCAUUGGCAAGGGUGGUAGUCAGAUCCGUAAGUUUACAAAGAAAAUAACAUCAAAGAUCGAUAGCAAUAAGACUGAGAACAGUGGAAAGAAGGUAAAGGAUGAGCGUGUUGCUGCUAUCGAGGAGCAGCUGGCGCGUGAGCGUGCAAAGGAGCUGGAGCGAGAGGCGAUUGAGCGCGAGAAGGAAAGAGCUCGUGAAAAGCUGAGACAGCGCGAAGAGGAGGAACAACAGAAACAGCUGGAGAAAGAGAGACAGGAAGAGCGUCGAAAAGCAAAGGAAGCAAAGCAAAAGAAAGACAAGGAGAAGCGAUAUCAGCCGACGCGACCAAUUGACUAUUUCUACGUGGUCGGUUGUUCGUCAAAGUUGGAGCCGCUCGACCAACGCUAUGAAUCGUCGGUCAAGUCGAUCGAUCCACUCGAUCUAACGUACAAAGGUGAACUGCUAGAUUGCUAUCCGCAGAAAGACGACGAAGUACUGCCGAAUCACAUUUGGAUGUAUUGCUUUCCAAAGGGUGUUCAGCUGGUCACCGAAGAGCAAGCACCUUCAUUCUUCCCUUUCGUUCUCACCAAUGAAACCGGUGUGCGUUUCUAUGCGUCUUGUCUUAUGUUUUACGAACCAAUGUCUGACGAUAUGGCGUCGGAGAUAAAGAAGCGACGAAACUCUAUGAGUAGCAUGUCGUUGCCACUACCAAACUUCAAUGUUAACAACAACGGUGGUGUUAGUAGUAGUAGUAAUAGUAAUAAUGGUGCUGACAAUGAAUCGAAUGCAGUUGUAGGUGACGAUAACAAAGAUAUCAAUGGUGUUGUACAACAUUCAGGUAUCAUUGAUUCAAAGAUAUUGUUACAUCAUACAACCAGUGUACAUAAUCUACCUAUUGUAACACCUAUCAAUAGCAAUAAUAAUAGUAAUAGUAAUAGCGGUGCUGGUGGUGCUAACGGUGUUAACAACAGUAAUAGCAACAGUAGUAAUAGUGACAACAACAUAAACAAUAGCAAUAGUAAUUCAUCGAAUCAAUUAGUAUCAUCAACAAUCUAUGUACCAAAGUGUAUAUGUUUUAUCUCUCAUUAUCCUUUUUACAGUUUCUUUAGAAUAUGUCUGAAUGAAAUCUAUCAAAAGGUAUUCUUCUCAACCACGCCACAACCCAUUGAACGAUGUAUAUAUAAUAUGAUUCAAGAGGUACCACUACCAACUCUAGGAGUAAACAAUGUAAACUACACAAUUAACAACAACACAAUAACACUUAAAAGAUUACCUGAAUGUCUUUUACCAGUAUCAGAUUUACCAUAUUCAUUGCUAUUUAAAUGUUUAGAUAUAAAGAAUGUACUACUACUAUUCAAAUGUAUUUUAAUGGAAGAAAAGAUUGUUAUUAUCUCUUCACAGUAUUCACUUUUAACAUCGAUAUCAGAGAUAUUAUCAUCUUUAUUACAUCCAUUUACAUGGCCACAUGUAUAUGUACCUAUUCUACCAGAAUUGUUGUUGGAGUAUGUCUAUUCACCAUUCCCAUUUAUUAUGGGUAUUCACAAGUCUUAUAGUCAUAACAUAUUGAAUGAAGAGAAUCUGAUGAGUGAGAUUGUAGUUGCCGACCUCGAUAACAAUAUUGUGAUGUUGCCUGAUGGUCAAGAUCCAAGUCGUGCUGCCACUCUACCCGAGCGAGAAGCAGCACAACUCGUUCACCAACUACGCAAGGUAGUUCAUUACGAGCUACUCUCUUCAGAUCUACCAAACUUUAGUUUAAAUACAAUGUCACCGAUUGAUCCAUCAUUUAGCGGUGAUCACCCAUAUAACUAUACAAAUGGUAUCAACCACAACAACAGUAAUAGUAAUAAUUUAACAAGUUCAACAUUGAAUACAAAUAGUGGCAGUAGUAGUAGUAGUAAUAGUAAUAGCUCUAACAACAAAAGAAUACUUAGUAAUCAUUAUCAUCCUGUUUAUCAUUCAGUUUCUGCACCACCUUCACAAACAACCAUUAACGAACACAUUCGUCUUGCGUUCAUUCAAUUCUUUUGUUCGGUGCUCUCUGACUAUCGCAGACAUCUCAAGUAUCUACGUGUAUUCCCCAAGCCGAUUACUCUAUUCAACAAGCAAGAGUUCAUUAGAUGCCGAUCGAAUGGCAGUGCCAGUGACAAGUUCUAUUCUACUCUUGUGGAGACACAGGCAUUCUCUUACUUCCUCGACCAACACAACUGGCCAAAGAAGAACCUCUUUGACUAUCUCGUUGAGACUCAAAAGUACAAAAAGUCGAUUGAGGAACUCGCUCAACUCUGCCAGUCUUCCAUUCCACAGGCGUUGGGUGUUCUCGAGUUGAACAAGUACUCGACCGUUCACGCUACACCUCUCUCCACCAUCAGGAAUACUAUUACCACCUCGAUCAAAGAGCACAGUAGAUUCCCAGCGUUGAAACAAGAGUUGAUGGUAACACCUCCUACACCUUCGCAUCAUCGUACACCAUCCUCUGUCGUCACCUCACCCACUCUCGUAUCGACAGCAACACCUGUAUCGCUAGACAUCUAUUGCAGUUCCAUUGCAUUCGGUGACUUGAAUAGUCAUCAGCGUGUCGACGACAAAGAGAACAAUCUCUUGAAGAUGGCAGAGGAACAACACAAGUCAUUCGUAACCAUCAUCGAGUUGUUUAUCAACAAGAUGUCAAGCGAUGUCCUACCCGAGCAAUCUGACAUCCAACAGGUACUGGAGUUACUCAAGUUUGAUACAGGCAGACAGAUUCUCGGUAAACUCUUACUCAAACCCUACAAGAAUCAAGAAAAGUUGGAGAAUUCAAUGCAUAAAGCUAGAUUGUCAGAUAAUAUGUUCUAUUGUCUUGGUGAUAUUCUUCGCGCUGCUCUCAGAGAAGCCAAUAUGCAUUCGGAUUUCGCAUCGACCCGACUCUAUUUGGAAGCAUCGUUUAUCUAUCAUCGACUUCAAAAAGGUACGAACGAACAUAUCAGUGAACUACUUAGAAACCAAGAUAUCUGGCAGAACUACAAGUUCUGGGAGCAGUUCUUCUUUGAUCUCAUUGAGCAGCGCUGUAAAGCACUCUAUGGAAACAUAGUGAGGGAGAUGCUCAAGUGGAGUGGCUAUCCAGAGGAUCAGCAGGAGAAGAUGAAGCUGGAGGAACGUGAGAUGGCAUUCUCUCUGCUCUCCAAACAGGUCUACUACAUGAUCAAUUUGGGUUCGCAACCGGAUUUGGUACGUCGUUUCGUCAACAAGAUGUGUACCGUUAUCAACUUUGACUCGGACCGAACCGAGACUAUGAUGCAAGUCGUCUCCAAUAUCACACGUGCUCGUGACAUGUCGGAUAUGGACGACUUGGAAUCAUCGCAUGCCAAUGUUGCCGUCGAGGGCAACAAGCAUGCCGACAAAGAGUUGAAACUCUACCUGACGAAAGAGACAUACCUGCCCAUCGGUGUUAAAUCUAGCAAUGCUCACGAAGGACGUGAACUGCUGAAUCAUCUCAUCGAUGAGAAGUCCAACAGUGUUGUGGCACUGCGUAGUCUGAGUCGUAUAAUGAAUCUCAAGAGUGCAUGGAGUGAGACACGCUCAAAGACGAGCUCAAAGAUUGACUAUCGCGACAUCUCUGAGAAUCGUGGUGACUAUGUCGUGAAGACGUUCGCCGGUCAUCAAGAGGGUGUUCUCUGUCUCACACUGGCGACGAAUCAUCAUAGAGAAAGCAAUACCCUCGUAACCGGUAGUGCAGACUCCACUCUCAAAGUAUGGGAUAUCGUUUCCACCAAAUGUCUUGGUACGCUCGACGGUCAUGGUGGUUGGGUCAACUCUGUCGAAAUGGGAUCGGACUCAAAGAUUAUCAGUGGAUCGUACGAUAAGACAUUGAAACUAUGGGAUCUAAACAAAUGUACAAAGAUCAAAUCUUUUAGAGGACACAAAGGUUCAAUUAGUUGUAUCAAGAAUAUUGAUAGUCAUCAAAUACUUUCUGGUUCCUAUGAUAAUACAUUAUGUGUUUGGGAUGAUAGAACAACUAAACCAUCUUCAACUCUGGUUGGUCAUCAACAACCGAUUAUGAGUAUCAUUUGUGAUGGUUACAAGAUAAUCUCUGGUAGCAGAGAUACAAAUAUAAGGAUUUGGGACUUGAGAACGAUGAGCACCACAAAGAUAUUGUCUGGACAUACCGAUUGGGUGAAAUGUCUACAGUAUGAUUCCGAUACUUUGUUGAGUGGAUCAUGCGACGGUAAAGUCAAAGUUUGGUCGGUGGAGAGUGGUGAAUGUAUUCGUACACUCCAGGGACACAGUGGAAGUGUAAAUUCAUUGCUACUGCAUCACAAGAAGGAAGAUGGACACAAAAAGUUCAUUACAGCAUCUGCUGACAGCACGAUUCAGGUUUGGGAUUCAAACUAUGCUGAAUCCUAUCACACACUCUCUGGACACUCGGAUGAAGUGGUUCUCGUCGAUCACUUUAUCAAUAACAUUGUGGUGUCUGGCUCUUUCGAUGGUACCAUCAAACUUUGGGAUGUAGAUACAGGCAAAUCGCAUCGAACCAUUCACAAUCAUGGUCAUCGUAUCUCAUCGUUGAAGACUUACGAAUCAACAAUCAUCUCUGGCAGCUGGGACAAAACUGCCAAAGCUUGUCUAUUCAAUUUGGAUUUCAGAAGUUAA
This is a messenger RNA of Heterostelium album PN500, 5670 nucleotides long. Its product is annotated as WD40 repeat-containing protein. The transcript has 5 exons. Gene Ontology annotation, molecular function: protein binding. Bases 1 to 5670 code for a protein of 1889 amino acids. Gene Ontology annotation, biological process: regulation of Rab protein signal transduction. The record is from RefSeq and is a predicted model, not a curated record. NCBI's taxonomy places the organism in Eukaryota, Evosea, Eumycetozoa, Acytosteliales, Acytosteliaceae. Gene Ontology annotation, cellular component: cytoplasmic vesicle.